AUGACUCUCAUCUCGCUGCUCCUGCUGACUGCUCUGCUGCCGUACCUGAGCCACUCUGCCAGUUUUGAGGUUGGUAUAAUAAAUGGCACGGAGGCUGAACCUCACUCCAGACCCUACAUGGUUUCUAUUCAGGAAAAGGGAAAACACAUCUGUGGUGGUAUUCUUGUGUCUAAAAGGUUUGUCCUGACGGCUGCGCACUGCCGGAAGAAGAAAAAACACAUAACGGCUGUGCUGGGUGCUCAUGAUCUGUCAGACAAGAAAGACGGAUCCAUCCGCAUGAAAGUGAAGAAGUACUACCGCCAUCUGAAAUACAAUGCUGAGACACAUGACAAUGAUAUCAUGCUUGUGAAGCUAUGUGGAAAAGCCAAAAAGAGCAAAACUGUAAACUGGAUCUCCAUCCCUAAAACCAACGAGGACAUUAAGGCCAACACAGUCUGCAGCCUAGCUGGCUGGGGAGGAGCUGGAUCCUCUAACCAUGUUAGUGAGCGUCUUAUGGAGACCAAUAUAACUAUUGUGGACGAGACAGAAUGUAAUAAAGUCUGGGAGAACCGUCUGACCCCAAGGAUGAUGUGUGCACUUCAUCCUGGAGGAUCUUGCAAGGGAGACUCUGGAGAUCCUUUGGUGUGUGGGGAUACUGCUGUGGGCAUUGCUGCCUUUGGUCAGAUGGACAACUGUGAUGCACCCACAAAGCCAAAGGUUUUUACCAAAAUAUGUGAAUUUCUGCCCUGGAUCAAGUCUGUUAUUGGGAAAGUGUAA
Molecule: messenger RNA, 756 nt
Organism: Pygocentrus nattereri (red-bellied piranha)
Lineage: Eukaryota; Metazoa; Chordata; Actinopteri; Characiformes; Serrasalmidae
Product: granzyme-like protein 1
Exons: 5
Coding region: 1-756 (251 amino acids)
Biological process (GO): proteolysis
Molecular function (GO): serine-type endopeptidase activity
Source: RefSeq, a predicted model, not a curated record